Parasteatoda tepidariorum (common house spider) is the source of this 648-nucleotide messenger RNA. RefSeq names its product serum amyloid A-5 protein. The record is from RefSeq and is a predicted model, not a curated record. Lineage: Eukaryota; Metazoa; Arthropoda; Arachnida; Araneae; Theridiidae. Gene Ontology annotation, cellular component: extracellular region.
AUUUGAGACGCGGGAAAUCCAACAGACAAGAGGAGGAAGCAGGGAUUUUCCACAAAUGCUUGUUUCGUUUUGUAUUUAUAUCAGUUUCGGUUGUAGAGAUUUCAUCAUAGUGAUAGUUUCGAUCAGCAAGCAUCAGUUUAGAGAUAAUAGCAAAAGGAUGAGAUUGCUCACUUCAGUUUUAUUUCUUGUUGUCUGUGUUCUGUUUUACAUUAAUUCAGCUGAAUGUCAGUUCAAUUUUAUGAAACAAGCUGGUCAAGGUGCUCGGGAUAUGUGGAGGGCUUAUUCUGACAUGAGAGAUGCUAAUUGGAAAGGAGCAGACAAGUACUUUCACGCACGUGGAAAUCAUGACGCAGCUCAAAGAGGACCAGGCGGUAAAUGGGCUGCAGAAGUGAUCAGCAAUACUAGAGAAGCCUUUCAAGGUCCAAAUACAGCCGAUUCCAAAGCUGACCAGGCAGCAAAUAAGUGGGGAAGAGAAGGUGGCGACCCAAAUAAAUUCCGCCCGAAAGGUCUUCCGGAUAAAUAUUGAAGAUUCUAACAAGAAAGAGGACGCAAGUCAUUUAUGAAGAAAAAACAAGGCAGAAGCAGCAGCAGCAUUCAAAUCAAAACAUCUGUUCAUUUAAAUAAAUCCAAAGCACAAUUUUAAAUAUG